Mercenaria mercenaria is the source of this 5459-nucleotide messenger RNA. RefSeq lists its product as uncharacterized. Gene Ontology annotation, molecular function: protein binding. The transcript is spliced from 5 exons. Gene Ontology annotation, biological process: signal transduction. Lineage: Eukaryota; Metazoa; Mollusca; Bivalvia; Venerida; Veneridae. The coding region runs from base 223 to 1302 and encodes 359 amino acids. The record is from RefSeq and is a predicted model, not a curated record.
UGAAAUAUACAAAGUGUAUUUGAAUUUCAUAUUUGCGAACUUGUUCAUUAAGUAGUUAAGAUUGUUGUAAACGUUUACUUAAGGUGGCAAAGGCUUGAAAAUAGAAUCAGCGGGAUCUACAAACUUAAGAUUAUGAAAGGCGUUUGUUUGCAGAAAAUUCCAUUUACUUAAUGUUUCACCAGUUCAGCAAUUCGAUAAUGACUGGUCUUUGCCUGUCUGAAGAUGUCCACUGCCCUGCAGCCAAACACUCGUAGAAACAUGAAGAAAGACAACAACAACCUCUCAGACAAGAUGUCGUCUUCUCGACCGUCAUCGGCUGGAUCCGUCUCAUCAAAGGCAUCAUCGUCGCAAAAAAGCAAGGAACAUAAACAGAGAAAUAAAGGACCAUCAAAGGAAGAGAUAAUUAAAGCAAAUACCGAACUGUGUAGGGAGGUGGAAUCUCUAAAUGAAGAAAACCAACUUCUUAAAUCUACUGUUACUGCAGUGAUUGAUAAACUUAUUGAAAACGCUAAGAUAAAGGGUAUUAAAGUUUCAAAGGUUAUUGAAAACCCAAAUGUUACUGAGAUUCCAGCUGAAAGCCUUGUAGCAUUGACAGAAAAGAUGACUGCUGAAUCUCGUAAAAGUGAUACUAUGGAAUACAGGGUAGAAGAAUUAGAAACUAGGAUUACACAUUUAAAUACUGAAUUAGCAAAGUUGUUACGGACUAGGGUAAAUGUAGAAAAUGGGCUAGAUGAAAUUCUAAAUGACUGUGACAAUGUUGAUGAGAUUAAAGUGAAAACAAAGGAACUUAUCAGGGAAAUAAAGGGAAAUAGCCUUUUCACAUUUCUUGACUCACUGCCGUUUGAACCUGUUCAUCUGAGUACGGAUACCAGUCCAAGAUUAUCAAUUUCUUCUCUGACACCAGAAAGUCAUUCUACGCCGAGAACCAGUAUACCAAAACCUGUAACUGUGGUGCUAAAAAAGGAAAACCUGGAUCUCAGACCGCCAGUAAAGAAGUUUGAUGGGAACACACCGAUAAAAGACAUGCAUAAAGAUUUACGUCAGUAUGUAGAACAACAGCUCAGUCUCCCUAAAGGAAAUGGUGCUGACUGGAGAUUGAUGGGAGAAAGACUAGGAAUUCCUCAAGAGACAAUAAAUCAGUGGAAACGUUGGAAGCUAGAGCAACCCAUGCACUAUGUGUUACAGGCUUGGAGUGCGAGCCCCGGUGCUACAGUCAGACUGCUACAUAGACACUUGGUGUCACCUCAGAUGAGAUCUACUUUACUGGCUAAAAGGAUCAGUGAUUUCUACCAGGUGGAUUAACAACAGAAGCUAAAUUAAGUCUUAGCUUCAAGUCCUGUGAUAUCUUAUUGAAGCUGUGAUACUUUUCAUUCUGUAAUGUGGUAUCAGUUUGGAUACUCCUAACAGCAGUAGUUACCAAAAAAACAAACUUAAUACAAUGACUGAAAACUCUAAUGGAUCUUUAAUAAGUAAUCUCAUACUUGUAUUCAUUUAUAUUAUAUAUUGUAUGAUUGUUCUUGAAUGAGACAAAAAAAAAUUACGAAUACUAGUAGAUAGUAAAAGCACCAGAAUUAGUGUAUUGAGUCAAAUGAACACAGGACUUCUGGUCAAUAAUUUUGAUCCGGAUAACGGUGCUGGUCUGAUUAGUUUAUGAAACUUAUAAUUUGGGAACGGUCAUAAUAUGAGCCGCACCAUGAGAAAACCAGCAUAGUGCGUUUGCAAUUAGCAUGGAUCCAGACCAGCCUGCACAUUCGCGCAGUCUGGUCAGGAUCAGUGCUGUUGGCUAAUGGUUUUUCUAGUUGCAAUAGGCUUUGAAAGCAAACAGCAUGGAUCCUGACCAGACUGAGCAGAUGCGCAGGCUGGUCUGGAUCCAUGCUGGUCGCAAAUGCACUAUGUUGGUUUUCUCAUGGUACAGCUCAUAUAUUUAUGACAUCAACUUUAAAAACAAGCCUCCAGUUUCUGAUUGGCUUUUUUUUGAGCACAAGGUUGAAAUUGACCAGUGGCAAGGUGCAUUCAACACACGUUUUCACAAAACAUUGAGAUAGCCUAGCAAACCAGAUUAUAUUUUUGAGUUUUGGGAUAAUUGUUGACUGCUAAAUUUUGAUUUGCUGUUUUCAGCAAUGGGUAGUUAAUAUAUUAAGAUUUAUUAAGGAAACAACUAUAUACAUGUGUUUCCUAUAUUAAUAUAAUUCUUGCAUGAGGGUACAACUUGACAUGUUCCAUGCCAAAGACAGCUUAGGGUAAUUUCAUUAUGUUUAUAUGUUGCUUUAAUGUUUACUAAGAUGGAGGAAUUCAACAAGAAAUAAAUUCAAAAUUAAGUUAUUUAAAAAUGGCUGAAAAUUGUAUAGGAAAGCACCCCAUAAAAAUGAUCUUUGAGACACAUACAAAAUGUUUUAGAGAUAUUUAUAAAGUAAAAAAAGUUCAUUUGGGAUGUUCAGAGUGAUAGAAAAUUCAUAGUCUUUAAAUAAAAACCUCUGCUAUGAAUUACAUUGUCAAUCUUCAAUAAUUUGUGGUCAAUUUUCAGUUACAACGUUGUUGCACCAAGUUGAUAUGUAAAAUUUCUGCACAGUUCAGUGCAACAUAGUCACAAUGGACAGACCUACAAAUAUCUCCUUUAAUUAAUAAAUUUUUCACAUAAUAAUAUUAUUUGCCUACAAUCUUUUGUCUGAUACAAAUUAUUUAAAGAAGAUUAUUCCUUGGUAAUUCAUGUGAAUAUAAGGAUGUUUAUUGCUUCCCCUGUAAAAUUUUCACCAUGUUGCACUAGGCGUAAAAAAAAAUUGUUUGUUUCCGGUAUCCCAACCUUCCCUUAAUUUUUGGCCCAACCCUAAAUGUUUUUAUGGCGUUGGAGAAUAUUUUUUUCAACUUUUUAACAAAAAGUUGCAAAACUUCUCUUUUUAUGCUUUAAACAUGGUCAAUGGUGUUAGAAAUAAACUUACUGAUGCUCUAAAGGCAUAACCCCCUAAUUGUUUUCAUUUUUGACAUAAAAAUAAUUUCCGAAAGGUACAUAAAAAUAAAAAUAAUUAAUUUCCGAAGUCUCACUUAGUAAAAAAAAAUUCCAAAAAAAAAAAUUUCCGACCUACAUACCCUAAUAUUUUUUAGCAUGUUACCGGAAACAAAGAAUUUUCUUUUUAGGCCCUAUGCCAUUUAAUGUAAUUUUAGUAUCAUCAUCAAACACAUUUGUACUAAGAACUGAGAAAAAGAAACAGGUAACAGAUUACUGUUGUGCUGACCAGAGAUUACUACCUUUGAACACAGAUCAGGUUAUUUACCAAAUGUUUAUUUUGAACCUUCCUAAUUAAAUAUGCACGUAUCUUUUUCCUGAAAAUUAAAAUGCACUGGUAGUAAUUAAGACCUUAACAUUAUAUAAAUAUUGCAUUCCUGAGAGGGUGAUAUGAAAAAUGUUCACCGCGAGAUAUAUGAAUAUUGACCGAGGCGCCAGCGGAGGUCUUUAUUCAUAUUUCGAGGGGUGAACAUUUUUCAUAUCACCCUCUCAGGAAUGCAAUAUAUAUUUUAUUAUACCGAAAGAUUAUAAGGGUUAAGGCAUUUACUGGAAAAUCAACAUAAAAAUUUAUUUAACAUUAAAAAGUAAUUACUAACCAAAUAAUGAAGACAGAAUUAAAGAGUCUUUACUUGUUAGCACUCACAAUUUGUGGCGCCUUUGCUAUGUAAUAAGACUUUUUUGAUAGAUUUAGUCGAGACAUUUACAUAUCGCUGAGCCCUUUAUUUAUUCUAAUAUUUCAACAUUGCGUCAAUCAGUAGCAUUCGAAAAACGGCGAUAACUUUCUUUUUUCUAAACGAAACAUUUAAGUGUGAGCACUCAUUUCCUUGUUAGAUCAUUUCCAAACUUACUGUGGCAGUUUCGAUUCAAUAUCUGAUGAAAAAUUGUUUUUUAGAAAUAUUUUGCACGUAGCACGUAAAAAAAGAAAAUUCGGCCAUGUUCGCACAUGCAAGAGCACUAGAAAAGGGUAAUUUAAUCCUAAGGUAUAAUUAUAUAAGCGUCUCGUCUGAAAAUUUAUCGACUCAGUCUUUUAAUCAAUGCGAAAGUAUCAAUCUCUCAACGGGUGAUAUGAAAAAAUAAUAUCACAUGCGCAGAAAAACAAAAUAACGCUGCUGCGCAUGUGAUAUGAAAUUAAGGAUCAUAUCACCUGCGCAGAAAUUGAAAAUAACGAUUUUGCGCAUGUGAUAUAAAAUCACUGGGGAAUAUGAUAUAUUAUUCAAGUUAAACUAAUGGGAAAUUUGCAUUGGACAUUUAUGUGAGGUAUAAUAAUGUGUUUUAUUGAAUUUAUCAUUUAUUGUCACUAUGUUUUCUUGAAAUUUCAGUUAAUAUUUACGACUUUGUUAAAACAGUUAACUCAGUACUUUUUUCACCAGAUCUAAUAAUAAAUAUUGUUCACAGGUUUCUACCUCAGAGAAGUAAUAACUGCCUUUGGUGCAUACAUUACUAUAAUAAUUACUAACCAUUAACCAAUUCAUAUAUUCCGAUUUCUUAUAUAUCUACUUUUUUGAAUAACUAACCAUCACUUCUCCCAAAGUGGCUACUGAAAUCAUGAUCUUUCUGAUUAAUUAUGCAUGCAAAAUGCAUAAAGUUGUGUUGAAACCAUUAAAAUGCAUGAAAUUAACAGAAAAUUUGUUUGUGUAACAUAUAAGAUAAUUUUUUUGAUCAUGUGAACCAGAUUACAUUUUCACAUUUGCUGCUCAUGAAAAAAUUGCAUUUGAUGUUUAAAGAUAUUUCAAUCUUACACUGAAAGAAACAAAUGAGCCACACCAUGAGAAAACCAACAUAGUGCGUUUGUGACCAGCAUGGAUCCAGACCAGCCUGCACAUUCGCGCAGUCUGUUCAGGAUCCAUGCUGUUUGCGUUCAAAAUCUAUUGCAAUUAGAGAAACCGUUAAAGAACAGCAUGGAUCCAGACCAGACUGUGCGGAUGCGCAGGCUGGUCUGGAUCCAUGCUGGUCACAAAUGCACUAUGUUGGUUUUCUCAUGGCGCGGCUCAAAUAUCCUUUAUCUACCUGUUGAAUAUGUGCCUUACAGUUUUUGCUAGUUUCUCUGAUACAACUAGAAUAAGAUUUGCAUUUCUGCAUAUCACAUGUACUUUUCGAAAUUGAUCAGAAUUCGUGCUUCAUUAGUUAAAAGUAUUGUGAUAGCAGAUCUCUUAGGUAAUUUACAUAGCAAAUAAUGAUUAAAGUAUGUUCUGUUUGAGAAUAUUUAGGGUGUACCAAACACAGAUUCAUUCCACUGUAUGUAUGUUGCCGUUUAUAUGGGUUUUUUUACUGAACUAUCUUGUGUUCUUGUAAAUACUGAACCAUGUAACUUACAUUCAUAAUGGUGUUAUUAACAAACAGUAUUAUAUUGUUAUACACAUAUAUAGUAUAUGCAAUAACUUAGAUGAAUUUUACAUUUCUAACCAUAUUUGUGCAUUUAUGUUAUUUUUGAUAUUCAAAACAAGUUUAUAAAACAAAG